Molecule: messenger RNA, 2895 nt
Organism: Exophiala xenobiotica
Lineage: Eukaryota; Fungi; Ascomycota; Eurotiomycetes; Chaetothyriales; Herpotrichiellaceae
Exons: 1
Coding region: 567-2660 (697 amino acids)
Molecular function (GO): protein binding
Source: RefSeq, a predicted model, not a curated record
CUUCCUGCCGGAUGUCCCAAGCAAUUCUUUCUCAAAUUCAUCUUCUCUUCGGUUCCAAAGAUGUGCCUUGCCCCCUGCUUUACCCCUCAUCCAUCGUGAACUGCCACUGGCCCUCCUACUAGUGCUGCAUGAUGCAUGCACUUCUGGUUCAAUCAGCAGAGACGUCGAACAGGUCAGAUAGAUCACCAGCGUCCCAAGUAAUGGUUGCCAAAGCUCCUGCCCUGCCAUUCUCCGACGUCGAUUCAUCUUCUCGGGCCCAGCCAACCACUCCCUUCCACGUUGGUCCUACCAGCGUUCAAGCACGCCUCGACUACUGAUCGUACAGCCGGGCCUUGGGCAGGGCCGCCAGAUAAUCCCCCGCAAAUCAGGGAGUGAGGAAAAUGUUUUCUUGAUGUAUGCUGUGCUUUCUCCCCGACCAACGAAUCCGGAGUACAAUGGAAUGGCUACAUGGUUACCAACCACGCUUCUGACCCCGUUCCAACGCCCAUAGCAUUAUCUACUGACAUUGUCACAACCCAAAGCUCCCCAAACGGCCAUAGCCGGUGUCACUGGCUCGCUCAUACGACAUGGUCAGCCCGAAGGCUCCAUGUCAUCCAAGAGAAGUAUGGGAGUCAUGGAAGGUUACCAUUGCUCAGAUGUACUUGAGAGAGAACAAGACGUGUGCCGAAAUCCGAACACAUCUACUUGGGCAGAGCUUCCAUUGUAGCGAGAGACAGAUCAAAAAUCGGCUGAGCGAAUGGAAAUUCGAGUGCAAGAAAACGCCAUCUCAGCAUUAUUUGGCUAUGUUGGUCGUCGCAGACGCUUAUCCGGCUGACGGAUAUGAAAUCAUGUUCGAUGUACCAAAGCGCCAUGAUCGGGAGUUCUUCAGUCUCAAAAAGAUCAAGAAGGAAUGCGACAGAGUCAGAAAGAAGUGCCUCAAAGAGCGGGCUCGGUUCUUGCCACCUUCCCUCGAAGAGGCCCAACGGAUAUUGCAGGAUGCCAACAUCCGCGUAACUCGGGGGACAACUGGGACACAGCCUGUCUUCCAACCUUGUGUCUGCCACGAGGGAAAUGACCCUUACUGCUACUGGGGGGAUUGUUCUUCUGGAACUCGUCGUUCUUCGGUUGAUGGUUGGGGACUCUCAUUUGACGAAAACAGCUGGGCCUGCCAGGUCCCCGAACCAAUUGCCCCAUCUCCCACAUACUGCAGCUCUCCCAGCAUCAUUUCCACUCACAUGUAUUCUCCGUCCCGUGUUAACACUCCAUGCACGGGUUUUAGCGAUGACAAGCUGCAUGCUUCGUCGGUGCUUUCCAAUGGGACAGAGGACACGGGCAACCUGUCCGUUCAUAAUACUUGCGAAAAUAUCAGCUACACUCCACCGCUGGACGACUCUGAACCUCUUUCGGAUUCUGCGGAAUUUUCCUGCACUGAGCUAUCAACCGACCCUGGUCAAGUUGCGCCACUUGAAAGUGUCUAUCAUCCUAGGCCAAGAUCUCUCUAUGCUGCCUUGGUUCGGAAACCAAAGCUCUCGUCGCCAUCAGCGUCUGUGUGCGAGGAAGAGCCUAUGCGCGAUUUUGACCUCUCCCAAGUUCUUGACACGAACGAUAGCGAAGAAGGAAAUGGCCAUGUCGACAUAGGUGGGCCUUGGAGGUGGAGGAAGGACAACAAGGACUUUCACAUAAUGAACGCCUGCAGAUGGGCCGCGCCUUACUAUUGGCAAUGUUCCGGAGUCAGCGCGGAUCCGACCACGCUGGAACUGAACAAACGCCAGUCCAUGCACAUCUUGCGGCAGAGCCUCCGGGAAGACAACAAUCAGCUAUACCCUUGCCUCGCUUGGGUGCUCUCAGUCCUCGGAUCACAGAAUCGGAUGGCGGAGUUGAAAGACUUUAUUUCCACCAGCUGUACUAUCAUCGAUAACGACCCUGAGAUGCAAAAGAGUUAUACUUUUGCGGUGCCGUUUCACUAUGCUUUUGCCUUCGCUACCUACGACUAUACUCAAAUGGAUCAUUGGGGUAAGGAGCUCCCGCGCGCUUACACGGAGGUUCGAAACAGGUGGGGUGAAAGGCAUCCUAAUUCUCUGGUCGUCGCACAUUUCUACGCAUGGCAUGCACUUCACUCCCGCCAAUUCGACGAAGCUAUAACCCUGCUGAGACGUUGUCUCCCUAUAUGCGAGAAGGUCAUGGGUAGUCACAACCUCGUGACUAUCAAUUGCUUAACGAUCAUGUCCCGUGCCUUGGAAAAGACCCAGAAUAUUCGCUGGGCGAUAGCGUAUCUCCAGAGCGCGCUGAAUCGUUUCGUUGGCGAACGACCUGAUCUGGAGAAGUUGCGCCUGAUAUUAGUACAGAGACUUGCGAUGAUCCAACUACGCCAUACCGACGAUCUGUAUAGCGCUGAACAGAACCUUCUAGAGGUGCUUUGCUGUCGUGGCUUCCUAAGUGGCCUCGACAAGAAGGAAACGUGGUCCACCAUUCAUCAACUUGCCGAGCUCUUUUUUACGACUGGUAGGAUGGAACAAGGUUAUGCACUGAUAGACUACUGUACCAAGCACCUAAAUUGGCAACGCGACCAAGACCACAACUGGUACCAUUUUCCGGCGGAGGAGUCACCAGAUCCUCCUUGGUGGUGGCCGUUAGAAAUAUACGAGGCUACUGGGCUGAUGACUUUUCAUUUGUUUGAUUGAAAUCUAUCACAUCAUGGGUCAACAGCAUACCAAAAAACGUUACUUUCGGGUUGAAUAGGUUGGGUCUUUGGGCGUCGGAGCAAAAUGGUUAAAGAUACAUGGGCUGUUGCCCCUGCUGUUCUUUCGGUCUGAAUUUGGAGGGCGCCGUAGAUAAAACAUGCGAUAGUGCAGGGCUAUGCCGAGAGAAAGCUCACACCCUGGUAAACAAAUAGACUUGGGCUAUGACCAGUUUCAA